AUGCCGGUGAUGAAGUACCUGCGGAAGGGCCUGCACCGGCUGCAGAAGGGCCCCGGCUACACGCAGAAGGAGCUGCUGGUGUGGUUCUGCAACAACACCAACACACAUGGCCCCAAACGCAUCAUCUGCGAGGGGCCCAAGAAGAAGGCCAUGUGGUUCCUGCUCACACUGCUCUUCGCCAGCCUGGUGUGCUGGCAGUGGGGCGUCUUCAUCAACACCUACCUCAGCUGGGAGGUCAGCGUGUCGCUUUCCAUGGGGUUCAAGACCAUGGACUUCCCGGCCGUCACCAUCUGCAACUCCAGCCCCUUCCAGUACUCCAAGGUCCAGCACUUGCUGAAGGACCUGGACGAGCUGAUGGAGGCUGUCCUGGAGCGCAUCCUGGCUCCCGAGCCAAGCCACGUCAAUGCCACCCGUUCCCUGAACCUCACCAUCUGGAACCACACGCCCCUCGUCCUCAUCGAUGAGCGGAACCUCAGCCACCCUGUGGUCCUCGACCUCUUCGGGAACAACGACACUGACCCAGCAAGUCACAGCUCGGCCCCAGGAAGCACCUGCACCGCCCAUGAGUGCAAGGUGGCCAUGAGACUGUGCAGCCUCAAUGGGACUGUGUGCACCUUCCGAAACUUCACCAGUGCCACCCAGGCAGUGACCGAGUGGUACAUCCUGCAGGCCACCAACAUCUUCUCGCGAGUACCACGGCCAGAGCUGGUAGCCAUGGGCUACCCGGCCAAGCGCAUGGUCCUGGCCUGCCUGUUCGGGACAGAGCCCUGCAGCUACCGUGCACAAGACAGGGAUGACGCAUGGGCAGGCACUCUACAGCUGACGUCAAGGAGUUCCAAGCCCAUGGAGCAGGGCAGGCAGCUCCGGGGGCCCGUACUGCCAGCCACCCCAAAG
Molecule: messenger RNA, 894 nt
Organism: Castor canadensis (American beaver)
Lineage: Eukaryota; Metazoa; Chordata; Mammalia; Rodentia; Castoridae
Source: RefSeq, a predicted model, not a curated record